GACUGGGUGCAAGGAAUCGCUGUCAAUGGAGGAGCAGGAUGCCAGGGUCCCAGCCCUGGAACCAUUCAGGGUGGACCAGGUUGUCAGGACAGAGGGUGCACAGAGUGGGGGGGGUGAGAUAGGCAGGCUGACUCCUGGUCCAUCGAAUGGAACUUCCCCCUCCCUCCAAAUUCAUUUUUUAUCCUCAAGAGUCCAGCCCCACUCUCAAGUCUACCCUGGAAUGGGCAUGUGUUCCUUGACUUCAGACCCUGUCCCAAAUGAGGACAUCUUUAGCCUUUCCACAAGGUUGCUCAGUAAUGGUAGGGUCCCUGUGUGGGUCAAAGACCCACAUCUUCAGAGGUGUCUCUCCACUGCAGGCACCAGCUGUAAUCUACUACAUCCCUGACUUCAUCUCCAAAGAAGAGGAGGAGUAUUUGCUUCGACAGGUUUUCAAUGCCCCAAAGCCAAAGUGGACUCAGCUAUCUGGGAGGAAGUUACAGAACUGGGGUGGGCUUCCCCAUCCCCGUGGGAUGGUCCUUGAGCGGCUGCCCCCAUGGCUCCAGCGCUACGUGGACAAGGUGUCUGACCUCAGCCUUUUUGGGGGUCUCCCAGCUAACCAUGUCCUCGUGAACCAGUAUCUGCCUGGGGAGGGCAUCAUGCCCCACGAGGACGGACCACUGUACUACCCGACUGUCGGCACCAUCAGCCUGGGCUCCCACACCAUGCUGGAUCUCUACAAGCCACGGCAGCCAGAGGACGAUGAUGCUACAGAACAGAAACUCCAACAUCAUCCCCUCAUGGGUGCACCACGAUCCUCCCAGAUGUCCUGGCUGCCCGCUACACAGGAUACCCCGGCACCGAUAUCCUGCCACUGUGAUCUGCAUUGUGGGACACCCGCAGAUUCUCCUUGCUUCUUGUCAUAUGACUUUGCUUAGGAACCCCCUAGAUACGCUGACGGCUGUCUCUGCGCCAUGCAUUUCUGACACCUCAGUGUUCACAGAUACUCCCUGAUCUUCAGGGAGUCCCCUUUAGCUCUGUGUGCUUCUGGAUACCCUGACAUGCCUCAUACUGCAGGCGUCCUCUGAUGUCUUCAGAUAUCCCGCUCCCUGUGGCCUCCCUCACUGUCCUCACCUGGUCCUACCCUCACUCAGUUCUGCCCAGGUGUUCUGGGACAGCUGAUCUCUCUCCCUGUGGCCACACCCUGCUGACCCUUUGACGUCCCCAUCUGCAGCCUUGUUGCUGCCCUUUGCUGAGAGACUACCAACCCCGGGCUCUUCCUUCCCUGCCCAGCAGUCCUAGUCUGGAAAUCCAGAUUUUUCACUCCUCAGCCACCAACGUCUAUCCCCGGGAUCAUGCCUUCUCCUUGGCCUUUGCCCUGAGGACUUGCUGACCCUUGUCCUUUGACCCCUGAAAACCUGGUGACUUUUCACCCACCCCAACCUCUGGAUACUCAUUGACCAUCAACCUGCCCCGCAGCCGCGGCCACCACCCAAACCCAUCACCUCGCUGCUGCUGGAGCCCUGUAGCCUACUGGUGCUCCGAGGCACCGCCUACACGCAC
Fukomys damarensis (Damara mole-rat) is the source of this 1539-nucleotide messenger RNA. RefSeq names its product alkB homolog 6 (gene Alkbh6). The transcript is spliced from 5 exons. The coding region runs from base 258 to 914 and encodes 218 amino acids. The record is from RefSeq and is a predicted model, not a curated record. Lineage: Eukaryota; Metazoa; Chordata; Mammalia; Rodentia; Bathyergidae.